Molecule: messenger RNA, 867 nt
Organism: Chelmon rostratus (copperband butterflyfish)
Lineage: Eukaryota; Metazoa; Chordata; Actinopteri; Chaetodontiformes; Chaetodontidae
Gene: rfesd
Product: Rieske (Fe-S) domain containing
Exons: 4
Coding region: 1-576 (191 amino acids)
Molecular function (GO): 2 iron, 2 sulfur cluster binding
Source: RefSeq, a predicted model, not a curated record
AUGGGGCCUCCUUCCCACGCAAGCCGAGCUGUCAGCAGUGCACUUGUUCAUCUUGACAGAGGAGACGCCGCCGCUGAGUUUCAAGCAUUUGAAAGGACCAUGGAGAAGGAGCAGCCCGCAGGAGGGCCUCAUUUUGUGGGGAAGAAGGAUGAACUGAUUGAAGCGAAGCGCUCUUUCAGAACACUCGGUGAUCGGGAUGUACUGAUCAUCCACCACCAGGGAGUCUUGUAUGCUAUGGACUCAUACUGUUACCAUGCUGGGGGGAAACUGCAGAAUGGAGACAUUGAGGAAAUCGAUGGCAAGAUGUGCAUAAUUUGUCCAAAACACAAGUACAAGAUCUCUCUUGCCAAAGGGGAAGGCAUAUACAAGGGCACCGACCCCAGGGAAAGGCCGCCGGUGCCCAGAUGGUACUCCAAGGGUGUGAAGCAGCGGGUCCACACGGUCACCGAGACAAACGGGGAUGUCUACGUCGAGCUCUCUAUGAACACGAGCUGGAUCGAGUCAGACUACUACCAGGGAGAGAAGGGCAAGAUAGAGAGGGCCAAAGCUGAGGCAGCUGAGAAGGAAACUUCCUGAUAGUCAGAUGGAUGAGGAUGGGCCCCUGACCUGACCUCCUCUAAAGGACUGCAUGAUGACUGUACAGAGAGCAGGGCAGACAAGCAGUUUGUGCUCUACCUCAAGUAAUCAGUGGGGCUUGUGUGGCCUUAAUAAUUUUGGGAGUGUUUAGAAUUUUAAAUUUCUUUUUUUGGGGGCUUGCCAGUUAUGAUAUUAAAAUGUUUUACUAUAAAAAUCAGGUCACAUAUUGCUUUGCGGACAUAUGCAUCUCAAAACCCAGCAUGUAUUUAACUGAAUAAACUGUUUUUAAUG